AUGCCACUCUACGCCUCAGUGCACGUCUCCCCCUCAAUCCCGUGGACCGCACCCAGCGGCAAACCGGGCGGGCCGUGGUCGCCGAUCGCGUGCACGCUGAUCCACACAGCUUCGCACGCGGUGCUUGUCGACACGCCCAUCACGGUGUCGCAGACCUCGGCGCUGAUUGCCUGGAUCGAGCAGACGCUGCAACCGGGCGCGAAGCUGGCGUACAUCUACAUCACGCACGGCCACGGCGACCACUGGUUCGGGCUGAACAUGCUGCUGCAGCGCUUCCCGGGCGCGCGCGCGGUGGCCACGCGCGGCACCAUCGCGCACAUGGAGGGCCAGAUCGCGCCGGCCGCGUUCAAGGCCAUGUGGGCGUCGCGUUUCCCAGGCCAGAUCGACACGGCGUUCCGGCUCGCGGAGCCGCUGCCGGAGACGGGCGCGUUCUACCUGCCCUUCUCUGACGAGGGGGAAGAAUCAGAAAAAGACAGGCCAAGCGAUCCAGAGGGCUACAAGUUCCAGGCCGUCGAGGUCGGACACACGGACACGCACUCGUCGACGGUGCUGUUCGUGCCGCACCUCCGGCUCGUGGCCGCCGGCGACGUCGUCUACGGCGACGUGCACUGCAUGCUCGGCGAGGCCAGCACGCACGCGCUGCGCAUGGAAUGGGUGCGCGCCGUCGAGACCAUCCAAUCCUUGACGCCGCGGCCCGAGGUCGUGGUGCCGGGCCACGUCAAGCCGCACGAGCUAUGCGGUGCCUGGCACCUGGAGCGCACGAGGCGGUACAUCCAGGACUUUGACGCGCUGGUCGAGGGCGGCCAGGUCGCGACUGCCCGCGAUCUCGUCGCCCGCAUGAAGCAGCGAUGGCCCACGCGCUUCAACGACGGGGCUUUGAUCGUUGGCGCCAUCAAUGCGUUCAAAGUCAAAGAGAAGACAGAGCAGCAACAAAAGGCCAAGGGCGGGAAGAUGUGA
Molecule: messenger RNA, 957 nt
Organism: Cladophialophora psammophila CBS 110553
Lineage: Eukaryota; Fungi; Ascomycota; Eurotiomycetes; Chaetothyriales; Herpotrichiellaceae
Exons: 1
Coding region: 1-957 (318 amino acids)
Source: RefSeq, a predicted model, not a curated record